ACACCAAAGGUAAAUUGAGCACGUUGUCAGAAACCACGAGACGCAAAGUCUCGUCAGCACCAACCCCCCCUCGUCCCAUAUGUCUGAUGUCUGGUGCCCCUCUCAUUGCUUCUUUAUAUAUACUUUGCCUUCCUUCUUCUUCUUCUGUCCACAGCUUCCGCUUGAUCCCGUGGAACGUUAAGGUUUCCGUAAUCGCGCGUAUCACGGUUAAAUCGCAAGGACAAAAAAAUAACGAAGUAAAGACCGAUCCCGGUUACCCGGCCCUGGGGACCCUUAACCAUAUCCCUCCCUCUCUCUCUCCUUCCCUCCCCACUCCUCUUGGAGGGAGCUCGCAAUGCUCUCGCUCCGUCGUGCUUCGGGGAUCAAGCCCUUAUGGCGUUUACCCCGCUUAUACAGAGGCUUCGUCAUACACUGUGCGGGAACAUUCGUCUUUGCCAUGGUCUCCAGCAGAGCUCGUUAGAGCAUCCUGGGGAGAGACGACUCAUGAUACAAAGUCUAUAGUGGUUUCUUGGAAUCAUGCUCUCUUCUCAUAAUCAAUGCUCCGCUCUUGCCAAUGCUAUUCUUGUGAUGCAACAUCUUUGCCGCUCAGUCCGUCUUGUGUGU
Molecule: messenger RNA, 603 nt
Organism: Colletotrichum navitas
Lineage: Eukaryota; Fungi; Ascomycota; Sordariomycetes; Glomerellales; Glomerellaceae
Exons: 1
Coding region: 87-533 (148 amino acids)
Source: RefSeq, a predicted model, not a curated record